Messenger RNA from Orycteropus afer afer, 4449 nucleotides. RefSeq names its product REST corepressor 3 (gene RCOR3). The record is from RefSeq and is a predicted model, not a curated record. Gene Ontology annotation, cellular component: histone deacetylase complex; transcription regulator complex. Gene Ontology annotation, molecular function: transcription corepressor activity. Gene Ontology annotation, biological process: negative regulation of DNA-templated transcription; regulation of transcription by RNA polymerase II. Lineage: Eukaryota; Metazoa; Chordata; Mammalia; Tubulidentata; Orycteropodidae.
GUUGUUGUGAGGCGACUGCGCUACUGCCGGACCGGGGCGGUUAUGGCGGCUCCAUAUUAACACCCUCCUCCUCCUCCUCCGCCUUCUCCUCCUCCUCCUUUUCCUCCCGCCCGCAAUCAUAAGCCAUCUCCCCCUUCACCCUGACACCUACCUCUUUCCCUCACCUUUCCCCCUCCCCUUUUCUACCAUGCCCGGCAUGAUGGAGAAAGGGCCCGAGUUACUGGGGAAGAACCGAUCGGCCAACGGCAGCGCCAAGAGCCCGGCGGGCGGCGGUGGCAGCGGCGCCUCGUCCACCAACGGCGGGCUGCACUACUCGGAGCCCGAGAGCGGCUGCAGCAGCGACGACGAACACGAUGUUGGGAUGAGAGUCGGAGCUGAAUACCAAGCUCGGAUCCCUGAAUUUGAUCCAGGUGCUACAAAAUAUACGGAUAAAGACAAUGGAGGAAUGCUUGUAUGGUCUCCAUAUCACAGUAUCCCAGAUGCCAAAUUGGAUGAGUAUAUUGCAAUUGCAAAGGAAAAGCAUGGCUACAAUGUGGAGCAGGCACUUGGCAUGUUGUUCUGGCAUAAACAUAACAUUGAGAAGUCCCUUGCUGAUCUCCCUAAUUUCACUCCCUUUCCGGAUGAGUGGACAGUGGAAGAUAAAGUCCUAUUUGAACAAGCCUUUAGUUUUCAUGGGAAGAGCUUUCACAGGAUUCAGCAAAUGCUUCCAGAUAAGACAAUUGCAAGCCUUGUAAAAUAUUACUAUUCAUGGAAAAAAACUCGAUCUAGGACUAGUUUGAUGGAUCGCCAGGCUCGUAAACUAGCUAAUAGACAUAAUCAGGGUGACAGUGAUGAUGAUGUGGAGGAAACACACCCCAUGGAUGGAAACGAUAGUGAUUAUGAUCCUAAAAAGGAAGCCAAAAAAGAGGGUAGUACUGAACAGCCUGUCCAAACUAGCAAGAUUGGACUAGGAAGGAGAGAGUAUCAGAGUUUACAGCAUCGCCAUCAUUCUCAGCGUUCUAAGUGCCGUCCACCCAAGGGCAUGUAUUUAACCCAAGAAGAUGUAGUAGCUGUUUCCUGUAGUCCCAAUGCAGCCAACACCAUCCUGAGGCAACUGGACAUGGAGUUGAUUUCUCUAAAACGUCAGGUUCAGAAUGCUAAGCAAGUAAACAGUGCACUAAAACAGAAAAUGGAAGGUGGAAUUGAAGAAUUCAAACCUCCUGAGUCAAAUCAGAAAAUUAAUGCCCGUUGGACCACAGAGGAGCAGCUUCUAGCAGUGCAAGGUGUCCGCAAAUAUGGUAAAGAUUUUCAAGCUAUUGCAGAUGUAAUUGGCAACAAGACUGUUGGCCAAGUGAAGAACUUCUUUGUAAACUACAGGCGUCGGUUUAACUUAGAGGAGGUAUUGCAGGAGUGGGAAGCAGAACAAGGAACCCAGGCUUCUAAUGGUGAUGCUUCUACUUUAGGGGAGGAGACAAAAAGUGCUUCUAAUGUGCCAUCAGGGAAGAGCACUGAUGAAGAAGAGGAGGCACACACCCCACAGGCUCCUCGAACUCUGGGUCCAUCACCUCCUGCCCCAUCAUCCACUCCAACACCAACAGCCCCCAUUGCCACUCUGAACCAGCCUCCACCACUUCUUCGUCCAACACUGCCUGCUGCCCCUGCUCUUCACCGACAGCCUCCUCCACUCCAGCAGCAGGCUCGGUUCAUCCAGCCCCGGCCAACUUUAAAUCAGCCUCCACCACCUCUCAUCCGCCCUGCUAAUUCUAUGCCACCCCGUCUAAACCCAAGACCAGUGUUGUCCACAGUUGGUGGUCAACAGCCACCAUCACUUGUCGGAAUUCAGACAGAUUCACAAUCCUCACUGCACUAAAAAGUAAAUUGGACAGAGCUGCAGUAACUAUCACCCCUCAUUAUACCAGUGCUCAUCUGACUGAUGCAAAAGAGAGAAAAGAGUAAUCUUUCCUAGAUACUGAGGCUGCGAACUAGUUUUGUGGCAGUGGAAUAGCAUAAGUGGAAGUCUUAAGAAAUGUUUCAGUUCACUAGACUAAAAGGUUAUGCAACAAAGAGCCUCCAGAUAGCCUCCUUUCUAGUGCAAAUGUUCAACAAUGUGAUCUUAUAAAAGGAAACAAAUAAUUAAGUAUUCUAUAUACCAAGGUUUUUUGUUUUUGUUUUUACUAUAUUUAUUUUACUGAAGUUCUUUAUAUUCUAGCCUCUUCAUAGUCAGGGCUCUUAGUACAGGAAUAUUGAUUUAGGAAUUGUGAAAACUCCUUAAGUUGUUACAUUAAGGAUGUUUGACUUUUUUCCUUUUUUCUUUAAUUUAAUUUUUUUUUUUAAUAAACAUUUUCCUAUGUUAGGAGUGCAAGAGUAAAUAGCCUGCCUCUCAGAUUUUCACAUACGUAUUUAAGAAAUUAUAGCUGCAUAUCCCUAUUUUCAAAAGAUUUGCUUUUUUUCCAAAGGAAUUUUAAUGUAUUCCUUUAAAAGAAAGCAAUUUAAUCAAUUGCAAAGCAAUUAUAUGAAACCACAAAGAAUGUACUGAACCUAAUAACCCUUUAACAUACAAUUAAGGGUCCUAGUGCAUAGUCCUUGUUUAAAGGUCGUUGGCCCAUCAUCUGUAGGGUAAUAAGAGGAUUGGAGUAAUAAUUUUACAUGCAAAUGAGAGCUUAAUUUGUUCAAGUACCGUGUCUUGUUUAAGUUCUUUAUAAAAUGGAGUUUUUCUUUUUUUUUUUUUUUUAAAUGUUUCUGAAUGCUAUGUGCUUUUAGUUAGUAGUUGCCUACACUUGGGAACUUUAGAAGAGAAUUAUAUAUUUUGUCAUGUAUGUGGAGAUGGUGGUUAUGGAAACAUUUAUUUUCAGUACCCUUUUUGUGUUUAGGUUUUUCUGAACUUACAGUCGCCCCCCUACUUACUAAUAUGGUCUGUGCUUAAUACGAAAGAUGUUUUCUUGAUAAAUCUCUGUUGUACUGUUUGGAUGCAUUUGUGUAUUCCUUGCAGGCACCCUGUACUCAUGGGUUUGGUUUAAGGUUAAAUCAUCAACAUUAUUUCAUAAAAUAAAAUUAAGAGUUUGUUCUAUGUUAUCUAAAAAUGUGAGUAUAUUGUCACAAUUGUGCUAAAAAUGCUGAUACCCUUUUUAUAAAAAACAAGGAUAUUUCAAGCCUUCUCGAUUCAGCACAUAAUCAUUAAACACCUAUAAAGAAUAUUUUACAAAUGAUAGUAUUUCAGCAAUGUGUUACUAAUAUUUUUGAUACAAUUUAAUAUUGGGAUCAUGAGUUGUGCAAAGGGACAGAUCACUUAGAUUGCUAUACUAAUGGAACAUAAGGCUAAAUGUUUGCACAUUCACAUUCCUACCACAUUUAGAACUACUUCACAUCAUGAUCAGCAUCUAAAGAGUUUGAGAGGUCUUAUUUUUCCCAAAAUACUGGGAAAAUAGUCCCUACCAUUGUCUCUAAAGCAUUAAAGAUAAAAUUAACCCAUUGAUUAGUUUUACAUCUGAAAGUGAGACCACUUCUUUCUAUAAGGACCUUAAGUUCUGGCGUAAUGUAAAAAUUUUUUUCUAGGAUAGGGCCUUUCUUUCUCAUUGGAUCAUCUCAAAUAGAUCCUGCUCCUGGAUCAUAACCAGGUAAAUUUAAUUUAAAAAUUCUUAGAAUUCAAGUGUUUUUACUUUAAAAGCCACAGAGGACAGUUAAAUAUCUUAAAAUAUCUAAAGUAUUUUUUAAAAGUACUUCAAUCAAGUCUUGCGUAUGUGCAUACUAUACCUUUACAGCGUUUAUUGUCUUGUCUCCUGUCAGUAAACCUUCAGUAUACAGUAUGUGGCAUAUGUCAGUAAGUUGGUCAGCCCCAGCAUCUGUCCAACUGUUGAGUAUAUUGUGAUUCAUUUAAAAUCUGUCCCAGACAUGGGCCAAGGUGCUGUAUCUGAGGGAUGUGUUGUAAUUUGAUUUACGUACAUUAGAGCACAUGGUAGAAAACUCUUAGCUUCAUUAGUAAUAUGAUACAUGUAUAUAGUGAGAUGUCUUUAUUGUGUGCUUUGCAUAUUUUGUAAAUAUUUUGCACGUCAUUUUUCUUUUUUUGUUUAAGCAGUGUUUGGCCUGGAAGAGUGAUAUGCUUGCUGCUUAAUCAAAGGAUUAAAGAUUUAAAGAUGUCUAUGUCUUCUAUUUUUAUAUAAUUUCAUGUUGUAUGAGGAAUUUAGGACCUCUUUACUGUGAAACUCUUAAAUCCUGAUUUUUAUAUAUAUAUUAAAAAAAAACUAGAACUCUCUUACAUUUUCAUUAAUUUCAGGGUUAUCAUUUUGAAAACUCUACCCCCAAGUGUUUUUGUUUUUAUACAUAACUAAAAGUAAAUCACAGUGUUGUUACAUCUGGUAAAUUUAAUGAAAAAAUACUCUGUAUAAUGUAAUUCCAGUGUAAUAAGGAUGGAGGGGAAGGUAAGUUACAAUAAAAACUUGUCCAUAAUUAAUAAAUUUACAAUUGAGUAAAAUA